Molecule: messenger RNA, 1041 nt
Organism: Xyrauchen texanus (razorback sucker)
Lineage: Eukaryota; Metazoa; Chordata; Actinopteri; Cypriniformes; Catostomidae
Product: inhibitor of growth protein 5-like
Exons: 8
Coding region: 74-793 (239 amino acids)
Biological process (GO): positive regulation of apoptotic signaling pathway; positive regulation of DNA-templated transcription
Cellular component (GO): nucleus
Molecular function (GO): chromatin binding
Source: RefSeq, a predicted model, not a curated record
GGGAAAUCCGGCGCGGGCUAAAUAAAUCUCACCAUCGUGCACGUUUGCAGUAAAAAAAGCCCAUACCACUAAAAUGGCUAAAGGAAUUUAUUUAGAACAUUAUCUAGACAGUAUUGAGGGACUUCCCUUCGAGUUGCAGAGAAACUUUUCAUUGAUGGGCGAUUUGGAUAAUAGGACUGAAGAGAAAAAAGCAGAGAUCGGUGAACUAGCUUCUGAGUAUAUUGAAAAAGUAAAGAGUCUGGAAUCUGAAGAACGUGUCCAGCAUUUGAAGAAGAUUGAAAAUGCCUACAACAAAUGCAAAGAGUACAGCGAUGACAAAGUUCAGCUUGCAAUGCAGAUAUAUGAAAUGGUGGAUAAACAUAUUCGGCAGUUGGAUGCUGAUCUAGCGCGCUUUGAGAAUGACCUGAAAGAGAAACUGGAUCCAAUUAGCCUGGACAGCUCUGAUGAAAAGCUGUCUCAAAAGGAAAAGAAUACCAAAGACAAGAAGGGAUCCCAUGGGCGAGACAAGAAAGAAUCCGAUCAAGACUCACCCAAACACAAAAAACAGAAGCACAGUCCCAGCAUAAGUGAAGCUCUCCUUUCCAUGCACCCAUCAGAUGUCCUGGAUAUGCCUGUGGACCCUAACGAACCCACAUACUGCUUGUGUAGUCAAGUUUCUUAUGGAGAAAUGAUUGGAUGUGACAAUGCAGAUUGUCCAAUAGAAUGGUUUCACUUUGCUUGUGUCGGCCUAACAACUAAACCAAAGGGAAAGUGGUACUGCCCACGAUGCACCCAAGAUAUGAGAAAAAAAUAAAGUCUACUCCCACAGUGCAUCCUGAAUCAAAGAUACAGCUGCUUUCUGGAAUUUCAACCUGUUCUAUGUAUCUUGUGUUUGGUAAAAUCAAUAAUCUUUGUGUAUCAGUGGAAUUGCUAUGCAUAUAGUAGAUGACUGGGAAUGUCACGACAAGGAAGAAUGUUAAAUAUUUUUUAUUUUUUUGGUUCCUGCAGAGAGCUCAGAUCUCUUUACAUUUGAAUUCAAAAUAAAGUUUAUUUAUAAUGAUG